This is a messenger RNA of Trichoplusia ni (cabbage looper), 2570 nucleotides long. RefSeq names its product cyclic AMP response element-binding protein B (gene CrebB). Gene Ontology annotation, biological process: regulation of transcription by RNA polymerase II. The transcript has 7 exons. NCBI's taxonomy places the organism in Eukaryota, Metazoa, Arthropoda, Insecta, Lepidoptera, Noctuidae. Gene Ontology annotation, molecular function: DNA-binding transcription factor activity, RNA polymerase II-specific; protein binding; RNA polymerase II cis-regulatory region sequence-specific DNA binding. The record is from RefSeq and is a predicted model, not a curated record. Bases 313 to 1182 code for a protein of 289 amino acids. Gene Ontology annotation, cellular component: nucleus; transcription regulator complex.
CAAACGAGCGCAUUUAGCGCAUGCGUCUGACAAUUUUCGGCCAUAUUGUUAUGACGCAUACAAGAUCAUAGGUCUCCGCCAGUGACGAGUCUUCUCGCAGUUGACGUGGCUACUACGUACCAUCCCGUUCGCCCACUCCGGACGCAGCAUAGACGGUGACGAGGAAUACGUAACUGGAUUUCCAAGUCAACAAGAAACUUGUCAGAGAACCAGAGAGUGUUUAUAUUCAACGAAAGAUUUGCCUUUGAGCAUGUCUGAAGAUCAAGGAAUGCACAGAAAGUUGACCUUGAAUUUUAGGUGACCUUAGUGGGCAUGGAUGGAAUGGUGGAAGAGAAUGGCACUUCAAGCGGUGCUGGUCCCACGGAUACGCUGGCCAGUGCAAGCUCCUCGGCGGCCGCGUCUGCUCCACACGUAGUCGCCGUCACCAGCAUAGUGCAACUAACAUUACCAACACAAGCUCCAUCUGCACAGGUUCAAUCAGUAAUACAACCAAACCAACAAUCUGUAAUUCAAACAGCAUCCAAUAUACAGUCUGUGCAGUUACCAAAAGGGAAUGUGAUUCUUGUUAGUAAACCAAAUUCAGUUAUACACACCACACAAGGGACCCUACAGACAUUGCAGAUAAAACCUGAACCCAACACCUUAGUAAGCACCCAAGGCCAAUCUUGCAGCGAUGACAGUUGUAGUGGUGAUGAAAGUCCAAAGCGGAAAUACCGGGAGAUGCUGACCCGGCGCCCAUCAUAUCGCAAAAUUUUGAAUGAUCUUGGUGGUGCUGAAAUUGCUGAAAAUCGCAUGGGAACUAAACCGGGAAACGAGAACGAAGUGUCGCUGUCAUCUUCUUUAUCAUUUGCGCCAGUGAUUCCAGCCGGAGCCCUACAAACGGAAAGUGGUCUGCACACGCUGUCUGUCUCGGGAACAGGCGCUGGCGGCGCUAUUGUACAGUACGCGACUAAUCAAGACGAACAUUUUUAUGUGCCUGGUCCAAUGUUAGAAGACCAGACACGUAAACGUGAACUUCGGUUAUUAAAGAAUCGAGAAGCAGCAAGGGAGUGUCGUCGUAAAAAAAAGGAAUAUAUAAAAUGCUUAGAAAACAGAGUUGCAGUGCUUGAAAAUCAAAACAAAGCACUAAUAGAGGAAUUGAAAACAUUAAAAGAAUUAUACUGCCAACAAAAGGUAGAAUGAGGUCCAGCUGGCUAACGGGUGUGCCGCUGCCCUGCCAGUGAGAGACUUAAGGCACACAUUGUUACUGUCUGUGCUUGAGUGCAGCAUUCAGAUACCUUGAUAAGACUCGCAACUUUAUGAGGAUUACACUUUUGUAAUUCCAUAUCUUAGCAGUUGGUGAAGUCAAGUCAAAUUGUUCAAUUCAUAUUUUCUUAAAGUAUUGUUAGAUUUGAUGUAUUGAAUUGUUAAUGUGUUUUGUAAUUUUCUAUUGUUGUUUUAAUAUCAUUUGUUUGAUUUUUAUGCAGUGUAAGAAUCACGGAACCGACAAUUUAGUAAUAGUCGCUUGUUACUCACACUUCUUUAGAUUUUAAAUUCAUUCAAAUUAAUAAUUGUUUUAGUACCAUAAGCUUACAGAAGAAAUUGUCAGAUACAAAUAUUUACCAUUCCAAAGCUCGACCUAGUGCCAUUUUUGGAGUUGGAAUGUUUUUGUUCAUGAUUUAAUUAAUUCAACUUUUUUAUUGAAAUAUGCUUAAAAAUAAUUAUUGUUACUUGCCGAGGUACUUGUCGUUCUCAACUGAUUAGGAUGAUGCUGUUAAUAUUUUGUCACAUGUGUCUGUGAUUGUAGAUACUGAAGUGAUGGACAUUACACUAAGUAAGCUGAUUAUUACCUAAUACUUUCAACACCGCACAGGGUGUAAUUAAUGGAUAAGCCAAAGUUAAUAUUUUUAGUUGUUUUGUGCAAUAUCCAUAUUGCAAUGUACAGUUAUCUAUUUUUUUCUUAUUCUUAUAUAAUACAUACCUUUAACAAAUGAAAAUAAGAAUUUGUACAUUGUGUAUAGUUGGAAAGAUAUAUUAUGUAAAAAAUGUAUAAAAACUUUGUAUAUAUACUAGUGUAAUAGUGUGGAUGAGGAAGAAUGGUGGAUGAAUAUGUUUUAUCAUUAACAAUCAAAUUUUAUUUGACACCAUUCAGAAAUUAUGUGUGGAAUAAAUACAUAUUAUUUAAAUAUACCAUUCUUUAGUUCUAUCAUCCACAUAAUAAUAUACACCAUUGUAUUUUGUUUUUGUGAAUGGGUAAUUUUAGCAGACUACCAGAGUUAAAAUAAGAUUUUAUAUAUUUUGUUUGCCAUGAUUGAUUUAUGUCUUUACCUCUAAAGAUUGAUAAUUAUUGUGACAAUUUAAUUGUUUGUUAAUAUACUAAAACUGAUAUAUGUGUAUAUGUAAAGAUGACAUGUAUACUUGUUAUUUUUUAAUGAAGUUUCAUAUAGGUCAAUUAUGGCAAAUGAUUUAGCAUUAAUGAUAGACAUUGUGGAAAGUGCCUUUACUUAGAAUGAAUAAAAUUUAUACCAACAUAGCUCUUUAUGUUAACUUAAUGCUAUUUAUAAAAUUAAUAAUAUUAACUGUUUGAUGUA